Messenger RNA from Chiroxiphia lanceolata (lance-tailed manakin), 2511 nucleotides. RefSeq names its product quiescin sulfhydryl oxidase 2 (gene QSOX2). Gene Ontology annotation, cellular component: Golgi membrane. NCBI's taxonomy places the organism in Eukaryota, Metazoa, Chordata, Aves, Passeriformes, Pipridae. The record is from RefSeq and is a predicted model, not a curated record. The transcript has 12 exons. Gene Ontology annotation, biological process: protein folding. Gene Ontology annotation, molecular function: protein disulfide isomerase activity; flavin-dependent sulfhydryl oxidase activity. The annotation marks the transcript as partial.
CUCCCGCUCCCGGUGCCGCUCCCGCUGCUGCUCCCGCUGCUGCUCCCGGUGCUCCUGGCGGCGGCCGCGGCCGCGCGGCUCUACCGGCCCGGCCACGACCCGCUGACCGUGCUGACGGCCGGCUCGGUGCGGCCGGCGCUGCUCAACUCCUCGACCGCCUGGGUGGUGCAGUUCUACAGCUCGUCCUGCGGCCACUGCAUCGCCUUCGCUCCCACCUGGCGGGCGCUGGCGGGGGACGUCAAAGACUGGGAAUCUGCAAUUAGACUUGGUGUGCUGGACUGUGGGGAAGAGGAGAACUAUGAGACCUGCAAGGACUAUGGUAUUCACUUUUACCCAUCCUUUAGGUACUUCAAAGCAUUUACAAAGCAGUUUACUACUGGAGAAGACUACCAAGGAGGAGCAGAUCGAGAGCCACAAACAGUCCGUCAGAAGAUGAUUGACUUCCUCCAGAACCAUUCCCAGGAGGUCAGACCACCUGCUUGCCCACCCCUGGACCCAGUUUGGUCCAGUGAUAUUACUUCUCUUUUUGACAAGAACAGCCACCAUUACACUGCAAUUGUGUUUGAAAGCAACAGCUCCUACCUGGGACGAGAGGUUAUCUUAGACUUGAGCCAGUAUGAAAACCUCGUGGUGAGAAGGGCCUUGAAUUCUGACAAGGCUUUGCUGGAGAAACUGGGUGUUCCCUCAGUCCCCUCGUGCUACUUGAUCCACCCAAAUGGGUCCCAUGGCUUAAUUAACAAUUUGAAGCCUCUACGGUCUUUCUUUUCUUCAUAUUUAAAGUCACUGCCAGGUGUAAGAAAAAAGCUCCUUUUGCCACUCCAGCUGCCAGCUCAAGAAGACAAAGAGGAGGGCACAGAAAUCAAGGUGUGGAAAGAGUUUGAUAAGACCAAGCUGUACAUGGCUGACCUUGAGUCGGGAUUGCAUUUCCUGCUCAGGGUGGAACUCGCCACGCACAAGACACUUGAGGGAGCUGAGCUCAGGACCUUCAAGGAUUUUGUCACCAUCUCUGCCAAGCUUUUUCCUGGCCGACAGCCUGUGGUAAAGUUGUUAGAGACCUUGCAAGAGUGGCUGGUGAGCCUUCCAUUAGACAAAAUCCCUUAUGAUGCUAUUCUGGAUCUGGUCAACAACAAAAUGCGGAUUUCUGGCAUAUCUCUCACUAAGAAGGUUCAGUGGGUUGGCUGCCAGGGCAGCAGACCAGAGCUGAGAGGUUACAGCUGCUCCCUUUGGAAGCUGUUCCACACCCUCACUGUUCAAGCUGCACUGAGACCAAAAGCCUUGAUAAAUACAGGUCUGGAGGACAAUCCCCAAAUUGUGCUGCAGGUCAUGAGGAGGUACAUCCAGCACUUCUUUGGGUGCAAGGCUUGUGCUCAGCACUUUGAAGAAAUGGCCAAAGAGUCCCUGGAUUCCGUGAAAACCUUGGACAGGGCUGUCCUGUGGCUCUGGGAGAAGCACAACGUGGUGAACAACAGGCUGGCAGGUGAUUUGACUGAAGAUCCAAAAUUUCCCAAAGUUCAGUGGCCGACUCCAGACAUUUGUCCUGCAUGUCAUGAGGAGAUCAAAGGACUGCACAGCUGGAAUGAAGAGCAAGUCCUGCAGUUCCUGAAAUCCCACUACAACAGUGACAAUAUCCUCUACAAAUACACCGAGAGCCAGACUGACUCCAGUGACCCCGAGCAGGGAGACACCAGGGAGGGGAAGGACAAAAACCUGCUGAAGAAUCCAGGGGGAAACAGAGAAAAUAAGCUCCAGGAUAAGGAAAACUCAGUAGAUUCGGGCUCUAAGGGGUUAGAGAAGCCCGGGGGGAAUCCCGGAGCUGUCCAAGGUAGCGGGAAAAACUCGGGGGCAUCAGUGAACCUCAGAGAGGUCAGGCAGGCUGUGUCCUUCCUGGGGAUUGGCUUUUCCAACAUAGACAUGAGUCUCUGUGUCAUCCUCUAUGUCGCCUCCUCCUUGUUUUUGAUGAUCAUGUACUUUUUUUUCAGGAUGAGGUCCAAGAGGUGGAAGGUGAAGUAUUACCGGCCCUCGGUGUAGGGGUUCUCCGUGUUCGUGGCUGUUCCCAGACACAGCUUUAAUCUUUUAUGAUCAGGGAUUUUAUACACAGUAUUCCUUUGUCCCGAGGCAUUCCCAGGUGUUGGAUGUGAGGAGCUGGCUGUGAGAAGCCGUGGCACACGUGGCUGUGCUCUGGAGGGAGCGUUGCAUGUGUCAGGGCAGGUUUUUCCAUGACUUACCACCGACAUCCUUUACUCAUUUUCGGAGUAAACAUUGCAUUAUGCAAUCCACUGUGCCUGCUGGGGGAGGAAAUUGGAUAUUGUUUUGUGUACUUCAAGUCAGGUGUUAUUUUUUUUUUUUUAGUUUACCCAGAGCUGGUUUCACCUCCCCGAGUGCUGAACAGUUCCAGUGGUACUUUGGCUGCUUCCUUUGGAGGAGCAAGAAUUCUGAGGAGUUUGUUGGUUUGGGUUUUUUUUUUCAGGAAACGAGUUUCAUUCUGAUUAAACCAUUUCUAAACCUCUGUGA